AUAAUGAGGGGAAGCCAUCGUUUAAGCUAUCUGAAUUAGUGUUCGUUAUGUAUAAAGAUGAGAAAUUGCAAGCUAAGGUGGAGAAGGCACAAAAGCCGGUGGAAGCUUCUCAAAGUGGAGUAAAAAG
This is a messenger RNA of Funneliformis caledonium, 127 nucleotides long. The record is from the annotation of a GenBank genome assembly. NCBI's taxonomy places the organism in Eukaryota, Fungi, Glomeromycota, Glomeromycetes, Glomerales, Glomeraceae.